UGGAGAUUGGAUAAAAAAUAUCUAGCAAGAUAGCUUACGAUGGAUGGUGAAUUGUAUUAUGCUGCAAUUGAUGGAUUAAGCGACCACAAUCUGUUUGGUGAUGUGGACAACAUCAGAUCCCGCGGCCAAAACAACACUAUUCUUCAUAUAGCCGCUAAAUCUGGGAAGCUAAGGCGACUUGAAGAAGAUGAUUAUCUUCUGCGUUUUCUUUAUGAGCAAAACAAUGAAGGAAACACUCCACUUCACAUUGCAGCAAAACUAGGGCAUCUGGACACUGUAAGAAUUCUAGUGGAAAUGGCAAAAAAGACAGAUGUUGAGCAAAGCAAGAGUCUAUUGACAUUGAAGAAUAAUAAGAAAGAUAUAGCGCUCCAUGAAGCUAUUCGCUAUAAUCACUUGGAGGUUGUCAAGUUACUAAUUAAAGAAGACCCUGAUUUGGCAUCCAUAGUAAAUGGCGAAGGAGACUCUCCUCUUUUCAUGGCGGUGGAUAGACGCUUUGACCAAGUGGCCCUGCAUAUCCAAAACAAUGCUCCAAAGUGCUCUCGCCAAGGAAGGAAUGGCAUGAACGUCUCGCACGUAUACACCAUUCGCUCCAAAAGACGCCAUGUGUCUUUAACUUUGGAAGAGAGGUUUUCAGUAUCGCCGAGUGUUUGGAUUAUGCUGCGAAGUGAUGGGAUUAUCGAUUAUUUACUGUCAAGCAAAAUCAUACGUAGAUUUUUCUCCUCACGUGACAUCGAAAAGAGAGAUGAUGGGUUUCAGGCUCUGGAAAAACAACAAGCUUCAGAACUAGAACAAGCUGAUGAUUUUGGAUGGACUUCUCUUCACUAUGCCGCACAUAUUGGCAACGCGGUACUUGUUGAACAAUUUUUGCAGAAAGAGAGUAAAAGCCUUCCUUUCUCAAAGAACAAAGAAGGUAUGUCUGCCCUUCACAUUGCAGCAAAGAAAGGACAUGAUGCUGUCAUUAGAGUGCUGAUGAAAAGCUGUCCAGAAGUUUGUGAGUUGUUGGAUAACAAUGGUCGGACAGCUCUUCAUAUUGCGGUGGAAAGUAGAAAGGUAAUGGCGGUGAAAUUUCUCCUAGAUCAGGCCAUGGCAUUUCAGGAUCUUAUAGAUCUCCAAGAUAACAAAGGAAAUACAGCUUUGCAUGUAGCCGCUACUGUAGGAGAUUUCCAUAUUUUAAGAAUUCUUACAAAUGACUCAAGAAUUGACAAAGGAGCUACAAACAAGGACAAAAUGACAUUUGUUGACAUAAUCCUAUCAAGCAAGGAACUACAGGAUACUGAAAUUUUGAAGAUCAUGGUGGGUUUGGAGAUAGAAAUUGUUUUACCACCAGUGGAUACAAGAAAAACAAAUAAAGCAGAGAGUAAGGAAAAUAAAAAAGAUGAAAUACAAAUUGAAGAAGACGAAGCCGGCUGUAAACAGCAAAUUAAUGAAGCAGAGAGUAAGGAAAAGAAAGAAGUUGAAAUACAAGUUGAAGAAAACAAAGAAGCCGGCCGGAACCAGCCUGAAAAGAUGGUAAUGGUAUCAUCAGACAAGAAGGAGCUGUCUAAAAAUGAAGGAGGAUUUGAAAAUAUGAUGAACGAUUUCACCAACCUCAAUAUACUGGUAGCAACAAUCAUAGCCACCGCCACUUUUGCGGCCGCUUUUGCAAUGCCCGGUGGUUACAACAACCAAGGGCUACCAGUUCUCCACAGAACUAAAGAAUUCAAACGGUUUCUGUUUUAUGAUCAAUUGGCUCUUUCUCUAUCUACUGCGUCCUUGUUGCUCCACUUUUUUCUCACGCUAUUAGGAAAAAUAUUCACAGCCACUUUAUUCCCAGUUGCUUUGACAGGAUAUCUUACAGGAUUCGCACUUUUUGCCAUGGUUUUUGCCUUUGACCAAGGCAUAAAGACAGUCAUCCCUAGAACAGAGAACCACGAGUACCUCAAGGAUGUAGAUAUAAUUACGACUCUCAUCAUGUUUAUUGGCUUCUACGUCUUUGUUUUUUCUUCUUCUCUAUUAUUGGGCAACUUAUACGCAACAGCUAGAAGAUUUGCGCCUCCCAAGAUCGUCAGAAGUCGUUUUGGACUCUGGAGUUGAAACAUUAUAUUUAAAUUCAAAUUGCAUGUCAAUGAUGGAACUCCCUAUGUAAUGUAUUAGCCGUGCUGGAUAUUGUUAAGUACUUCCAAUGAACUCCACUAUUAGUUUUA
Molecule: messenger RNA, 2183 nt
Organism: Ziziphus jujuba (common jujube)
Lineage: Eukaryota; Viridiplantae; Streptophyta; Magnoliopsida; Rosales; Rhamnaceae
Product: ankyrin repeat-containing protein ITN1-like
Exons: 4
Coding region: 40-2073 (677 amino acids)
Cellular component (GO): plasma membrane
Molecular function (GO): protein phosphatase 1 binding; protein phosphatase regulator activity
Source: RefSeq, a predicted model, not a curated record